Messenger RNA from Cantharellus anzutake, 1830 nucleotides. RefSeq names its product histone methylation protein DOT1-domain-containing protein. Lineage: Eukaryota; Fungi; Basidiomycota; Agaricomycetes; Cantharellales; Hydnaceae. The transcript is spliced from 9 exons. The record is from RefSeq and is a predicted model, not a curated record. Gene Ontology annotation, cellular component: nucleus. Gene Ontology annotation, molecular function: histone H3K79 methyltransferase activity. Gene Ontology annotation, biological process: DNA repair; regulation of transcription regulatory region DNA binding; DNA damage checkpoint signaling. The coding region runs from base 91 to 1830 and encodes 579 amino acids.
CGUAUCCAUUGCUGUACCCGAAUCGCUAAUCAUCGCUUGUACAUUGCUUCUGCACAGCUCGGCUUUUUUGGUGUAUCGUCUUGACUCAAGAUGCUUUCUAGUGGCCCAAGGAAGAAGAAUUCCGCCAAGUUAUCGUCCUUAGCAUUUGGCCACUCUCCAUUUGCGAUCCAGUCGUCUUCUGCUGUCGUUGUGACCGUAAACACGAUUGCCAAGUCAAAAGCUGCAACCUCGACACUUGCUGCGUCAGCAACCGUUCGGGCCGUGCAAAGCCCAACUCCCUCAGCCUUUUCGUCAUCAUCUCGUCCGACUCCUGAAAAGGAGCCACCGAGACGCAAACGCCCGGCGUCUCAGUCAGAGUUACCAGAAGGACCACGAGCAAAGAAGCAAAAGAGCAAGAAUGCGGCCAAGGAGUCGUCCACUCCGCGCUCUUCGAGAGCCUCCUCAAUCCGUCGGAUUGGUCCUCCUUUUGGUAGUCUCGAGAGACCUAUACCUCGCAUUUGCGUAACUACUGAAGACGGGGCUGUGCCGCAUGUUUCUUCUGAGGAUGUUGUGAUACGCGUAUUAAGAGAACAAACUGUUCCAAAGAAGACGAAGAAAGGUUACAGGGCUUUCUUCCGCAAUCCCUCCGAUCUUAAUGACAAGUCUUUUGAGCCCGAUUCACUGCAGCUACCAAUUGUGGAGUUUCAGUAUCCGAAUCAUGGCGCUUCUGAAAGAUUCCUUUUGCUGUACCCUUGGGAUAAGGAUGAUUACCAACCUGUGAAAGAACUGAUGCGAACAUUGAGUACCAUCGUGGACUGCUAUCUAACUCCCGCCCAGCGAGAGCCAUUUGGGUCAUUAUCCCGCAAUCUUAUAUCAAUCCCUACUGAAGACACUCGCCCUGCUUCGCCAGCAAACCACGGGACACCUUCCGAGCAAUCCACGCCUCUGCUCCGCAUACUGGAACGUGCUUACCACAAGCACGACGGGCCACUCUUUAUAAAGACCAUGAAUGAAGUAUCCUCUCGUCUCGCAACCCUCAAGGAAGAAAUGAUGGAGAAUGCUCGAGCAUGGUUCAAUGCUAACAAAACGGACGAAGAGGCGGAAGAAGGGACGUCGAGCGGCGGUGUCCCUGUGAAAUUGUGGAAAAUGGUUCUAGAGGAGACGUACCAAAGAAGUGUCGGCCCUGAUGUGGAUGAUACCAAGAAAUACAGGUCGUUUAGUAGCGAGACAUACGGCGAGCUAAAUCCUUCGUUUAUAUCUGAUAUUGUCCACCGAUUGGGCUUAAAGCCGGGAAAGGUAUUCGUUGACCUCGGAAGUGGAGUAGGAAAUUGUGUGUUCCAAGCAGCUCUCCAAUCCGGGUGUGAUGCCUAUGGCAUAGAGAUCAAUCACCCCGUGGCAUCUCUCUCCUUCAAACAGAAAGUCGAAUUUACAGCUCGUCUCCGAAUGUGGGGGCUGACAGCAGGAAAGUACGAAGUACUUGAUGGCGAUUUCUGCGAGUCGAAUGAGGUGGCGGAAUGGAUACGGAAAGCGGAUGUGGUAUUGGUUAAUAAUUAUAUUUUCAAUUCUGAGCUAAACGACAGGUUGACAUGGCGAUUCCUUGAUCUGCGGGAUGGAGCUAAAGUGGUCGUCCUCAAACCGUUUUGGCCCUUUAAACGACCGUUAACGGGGAGAACCGCCGAUACACCAGAAGCAGUCCUGACGAACGUCGAGAAACUAGAAUACUUCUCAGACUCUGUGUCAUGGACGAAAGAACCUGGCGACUUUUAUAUAUACACGAAAUCCAGCGUGCGACCAGUCCUAGUUCAAGAAUCCCGAACAAGCUCUCGUGCAAGUUCGCGACUUUCUCGAUGA